UGUAAAUGACAGUUUCAAAUAUGUUUACGACUAGUGCUAUAAGUACAAAAAAAAUUAUAUAAAAACUAAAAAUAUAAAAGAAAUCCAAAACGGAAAUCAAAAUUCAUUUAGUUAAAUGGCGUGCAGGGAGCAGCCACAGUUAACUGCCACUGUCGUUCAAACACUAAUUGGCGAUUUGGUUCAGGAAGCUGUAGUAGAUGAUCAACAUCAUCAUCAUCAUCAUGUGAAACUAUCCUCUGAUUCUGAGACCUGCCAGCGACUUUUCGAUAUAUUGGGCUAUCAGCCAUGCUCGGAAAGUGAUGAAACUGAGGAUUUUGUUAAUGAUAAUGAGGACAACAUCGAGGUGAUUAUCUCGUCUAGUCAGUGUACAUUAUACAAUAGUCCCAAAGAAACAGAAAAAUAUCAUCGCAAUUGGCACAAUUGGCUUAUCGAUGCCGUAAAUGAUGAAUCUUCUGAAGAUGAAUUCGUGCGGUGUGCAAAUCGAAGGAACUUAGUUGUGCCUAAACUUCAUUCAGUAGCUGUGCAGACUGAGCAACCACGCCUACGCAGACAAGAUCAAUUGAUGGGAGAGCCCUUAAUACCAUUGGCACCCUGUGAGCUGACACGUCAAACGAUAUUUAUCGAUGCCCUCUCCUCACCGGGACCGCAUGUUGUAGGUCGUGCACCGCUAGCCGAUCGAUUUUGCUAUAUGUUAACCGAUUUUGCAUCUGCGCUCUACUGCAGCCUUGCCAUCAUGUGUUGCUGCACCCCAAACAUGUUUCGAUAAACCACCUAGAUAUGACCUUAUUUUGGCCUUUAUUUUAUAUGUUUUUUUUUUAAAUAUAUAAUAUAAUAAUA
Messenger RNA from Drosophila willistoni, 837 nucleotides. RefSeq lists its product as uncharacterized. Bases 116 to 766 code for a protein of 216 amino acids. Lineage: Eukaryota; Metazoa; Arthropoda; Insecta; Diptera; Drosophilidae. The transcript has 2 exons. The record is from RefSeq and is a predicted model, not a curated record.